GCCCACAGAAGGGCCAAAGCACAAGAAGCCUACCCAUCAUCAAAGCAAGCCCCAAUGCAAGAACUCCCUUUCUAUUCAGUUCUUCCGUACGUCUUGGAUGUCCUUGAUGCGGGUUCAGUUAGCCGAUCGACCAUCAAUCAACCGACCUUAAUGCAUUCUGAUCUACUCAAAUCAAAGAGGAAAGUGAAUUUUGAACUGCCUGAGAUCAAAAGCGAAGACUACUUCACAAAGAUCAGAAUCUGAUUCUAAGAAAUUGCGAGUUCGACUUCUAAAAGACUUCCCCAACUUUCAAAGUCUUGCCAGGCGUAGAAGGAGUUGUUCUCUUUUCUAUCUUUCUUCUUUUCAGACUAUCUGACUGUGAGGAUUCCCCCUUGUAUUCCCCAUAGGCUAGGAAAGGUUAGUAAUAGGCUCAACUAUCAGUCUUGUAGCUAGGCAGCUCAGUAUGGUAUGAGGAUCGAAGGGAAGCUAAGAAUGGGGAUGGAUGCCCCUAGUUCUUUCAUGGAAUUAGUUGGAAUUCAUAGCUCCGACAGGUCCGAAGAUGGGACUAGAUAGAACUGAAAUCUGAGGAAGGUUUUUCCUGGGAAGGAGAAGACGAGGGAUCUUUAGUGCUAUGGUCUGGUGGAGAACUCGGAUGAGAACCUUGGAGGAAGAGAAUGUCUCGCUACGCUUCGAUGACGCGUAAGAUCUCUUAUCAUAAAGAUGAGGGUCAAAGAAUGAUCGGCGAGUUUCUUAUCCGAAAAGGAAUGCCACUAGUUCCACUAUCAGCUUGCUUCUCCUAAUGCCAACUGCAAUGAAAGAUAAGGUCAAUGCAUUAAAUAAUAGGUGGAAGCUCUUCUCUAUCUUGAGUAAGGACUGUAUCAAGUCUUAUCUUUUUUGAGUUGAGAAUGAAACUACCACGGACCGGGAAGUUUGAACGUCAAAAACAGUAUUUUAGGGCUUACUGGAUACGCGUUGACUUGUAAGAAAGGAGUAUCUUCAUUUUCGGCCAUAGGCUUGAUCUUUCUGGGAGUCUAUUUGGCUUAUCAUGAAAGAUCGUAAGUUCAGACGUAGCGGUAGGCAGCAAGAACUAAAGAAAGAAGAACUGAUUCUACUUCAACUUCCACAAUUGAAGCCACUGAAUUCAACUUCUCAUACUCAAUCUUCUUCAUGCCACGAGGUGAGCUUACUCUUUGAGUUCUGCCGACUCAUGAGGUCCCCUCCUUCCUUUCCACUGGGAAGGCAGACUGGGACUUAUUCAACUCCUUCUCCUACCACUUCGAAAACGGAGAUUCAACCGCUACGUGGGUGACCACUCAGUGAAACUUCUCAUUGUUCUCGCUUGCUGGUGGAGAUACUUCAUCCCUUGAUUCUAGCUCCUCUCCAAGGCAUCCUUAUUUUGUUCUUUCAGAUAUAAGAAGAUGCGAAGCUCUGAUCUUUCUUUCUCUUAAAGAAGUGAACUAAUAAGUAGUAUGAUUCUCUGAAAGUUGAAUCAGAUAUAAUCUUAGAUUCUAGUAGUAGCAAUGUCUUCCUCUUUCUCAACUCCUACUCCGCCUUGCUUUUGUAUGAUAUUCGCUCUUUUUUUCUUGUUAGUGGAUUGAAGAGAGUCCUUCGCAAAUUCUUUUCUUUUCUUUGGUUCAAAAAGAGGUGAAUGAGAAGAUGAUGUGAUCCACUACGCCUUUCAACCUUGAUCCCUUAUUAGGAGUGGAACUCAGUCAAUUCCAUAUGAACCUCCGGACGAGUCAGAAAUCCAUAUUCAUCUUCAAGGUGCGAAGGUACUCUACGUUUCAGAUAUAGGAGAGGUGAGAAGAAUGAUCUUUGAAUUUUCAAGCUCAUUCCUUAUUCUUCCAAUGUUAAGGAGUGCAAGUUGAGCUACUAAAUAAGGUGCGAAGCAGCUCGACUAAGAAGGAGUCAAUGAAGAAGGGCGUAGCUUAUGUAAACGAAUCAAUUCACAAGUCAUUGAAUAAAGUCAACUCAGAAUGGAAGGAGUUCAAGAGGUCUUCAGACUCCGCUCCAAAAACAAAGGUCCUCAAUGAACAAGGAAUCCAUUAGAAUGCAGCGAAGGACUCAUUCAUUCCACAGGUUCAUAUGGAAUUUCAUGACUCCCAAUUCAGUCGCCUCCUCCUACGGAGCCUGAUUUUCCACUCAAAAAAGUCCGAAGGAGGGACGGAAGUAGCUCGACCAUAGGAAGAGGGACGUAGGACCACUCAAACUUAUGCUCCGCUCCUUCGUAGUCUUCCUUUACCUUUCAUUCUUCUUCUCUUUAUUCAAUGAUCAUUCAAAGGCGAACUUUCAGUCGCUUCGCUUCGCGCCUUACGGAGCCUUUGUUUUCCAGCUUUCCCUUUCCAGCGGAGGGAGCGGACACCGGAACCUUAUUUCCACCAACGGGGGGAUAUAUUCCCACCAACGGAGGGGAGCGGACACCGGAAGCGUAGCGGAUCGGUGGCUUCGCCCUUUACAUUUUCAGCCUAGCAAGGCGCAAAGAAUUUGCGGGCUCUCAUCUCAAACUGUAUGAUUCAGUCGCUCCGCUACGGGGUAGCUUUCGCUCCAAGAAGAUCCAAGCAGAUUCAGUAGCUACGCUCCGGGGCAAUCCAAGCAGAUGAAGGAAGUCGCUCCGCUCCCUCUGGCUCCGGGCAGAUUCAGUAGCUACGCGUAGGGAAAGGAAAGCAGAUUCAGUUUCAAGAGCAGAUUCAGUCGCUACGCUUAAGAGCUAUCAGAUCGAUUAAGCUAUCAAAUCUCUUAAGAAAGAAAGAGAAAAUCGAUAAAGGAAAGAGAUUAAUACAAGAGAUCAAAGAUCUCGAGAUUCUCAUAUAUAAACAAGAAAAGAGAUAGAUUUCGAUUUUCUCGUAAGAAAGAGAGAGAAAAGAGAUUAAGAAAGAUAAAGAAGAAAAGAGAUCCAGAUGUGGGAUGAAAUCGAGAAAGAAAAGAGAUUCAGAGGGAUGAAAGAAAGAAAUCUCUAAAGAAAAGAGAUAGAUUUUCUCGUAAGAAAGAGAGAGAAAAGAGAUUCAGAUAAUUCUCUUAAGAAAGAAAGAGAAAAGAGAUAGAUUUUCGUAAGAAAGAUAGAUCAAAUCUCUUAAGACAGAUCGAUUAAGAGAGAGAAGAAAUCUCUUAAGACAGAUCGAGAAAGAAAAGAGAUCCAGAUGUGGGAUUCCUCAAAUCGAUCAAGACAAUCGAUUAAGAUAAUUCUCUUAAGAAAGAAAGAGAAAAUCGAUAAAGGAAAGAAUCCACUAACAAGAAAAAAAGAGCUUUUCUCAUACGAAAAGCAAGGCUCCGUUAGGAGUUGGGAAGUAGUACGCCCGGUUCACUAGGUUCUACCAGGCCCAAUCAUACAAAAAAUCUGACUUUGAAAUCAAAUCUCGCGUGAGUGAAGAAGAAAAAGACAGAGGGGAGUUGGACAAGACAAUAUUUUGAGAUUUCGAUGUGAAAGUGAAAGCAGAGGAUUCUAUCCAUUUUUCCAGCAAUUCUCCUUGAUUUUUGGGGACCUGAAGGCAAAGAUUGAAUCAUGGGUAUAGGGGGGUGGGGGAUUCUCGGACUGAGCUUUUUUUUUCUUGUUCUCUUUAUUCGGAUCUUUCAUCUUUAUGAAAAAGAUUUGAAAAAAAGAUCUUUUUCCCUUUUUCUUUGUCUUUAUUUCCUAAUUCUUUCUUUCAUCUCGCUCUUCCUCUACCUGCUACGUCUCCAUUUUUCUACUCUUUUUUAUAGUUAUAGUCUUUUGUGUGGGGGCUUUCUUAUCACUUAUUUUGAGAAUCCUUCUUCUUCGACUUAUUUUGAUAAUCCUUCUUCUUCGGAGGAUUCCUUCGCCCUCCAGGUCCUCUCGGAACCUUGGCCCGUGACUCCAAAUACGGCAGAGGAAACCUCCCUUCAGAAUCGAAUCCGAAGAUUGGAAGAGGACGAUUCAAUUUUCCUCCUGGGAAAAGCCCCGGGGCUUUUCUGGACUGACUGCAUCCAGAGUCAGCUUUAUUCGUAUUCCACUCAAGAGGAAUACUCUUUCUAUCUGGAGUUCUCGAAAAGAGAUCUCGAAAUUAGGGAGCUAAAAAACUCCUCUUAUUCGUUGUUCUCUUUGUUUCUGAAUUUUGACCCACACCUGAGUGAAGAGGCCCCUUACAAUCCGAGGGAGUGCUUUCUCGAUUUCUUGGAGGAGUGGAACCAUGAAAUGUCCAGAAUCCCCGGGUUGACGGUAGAAGAAAGACAGAGAGAAGAAAUAGAAUUCCUGCAAGAAGUUUUCAAGGAUCUCCGAAAACAUGGACCAAAAUCCUAUUACAUCUUUAAGAUUCUUCAAAGCUAAAGCCCUAUAAUAUAAUGGAAGAAAUGCUUCAAGGGCUUUCUUUAGCUUUUCUGAAUCUAUGGAAUUCUCAGACUCUGCUCUGCUUCUUUCUUUGCGGGGUUUCGGACAUGCUUUCUUCACUUCAAACUUUUCUUUUUCGGUAUGCCGCUCCCUGCCCUGGGAAGAAGAAGGCACGAGCUCCGCGAAAACAAACAAAAGGGGGGGAAUUCUCAUUUCUUGUCUAUUUCAUAUAGAUGUCUUUCUUGUUCCACUAGCUAGGACCAAAUUCGAAGAUGUCUCUUUCCUUAUUACAACCUUCAUUUUUGAUGUCAAAGACCAGAAGCUAUGCGCAAAUUCUCAUUGGAUCUCGGUUGUUCUUAACAGCGAUGGCUAUUCAUUUAAGUCUUCGGGUAGCACCACUAGAUCUUCAACAAGGUGGAAAUUCUCGUAUUCUGUAUGUACAUGUUCCUGCGGCUCGGAUGAGUAUUCUUGUUUAUAUCGCUACGGCUAUCAACACUUUCUUCUUCCUAUUAACAAAACAUCCCCUUUUUCUUCGCUCUUCCGGAACCGGUACAGAAAUGGGUGCUUUUUUUACCUUGUUUACUUUAGUGACUGGGGGGUUUCGGGGAAGACCUAUGUGGGGCACCUUUUGGGUGUGGGAUGCUCGUUUAACCUCUGUAUUCAUCUCGUUCCUUAUUUACCUGGGUGCACUGCGUUUUCAAAAGCUUCCUGUCGAACCGGCUUCUAUUUCAAUCCGUCUUGGACCGAUCGAUAUACCAAUAAUCAAGUUUUCAGUCAACUGGUGGAAUACAUCGCAUCAACCUGGGAGCAUUAGCGGAUCUGGUACAUCAAUACAUGUUCCUAUGCCCAUUCCAAUCUUGUCUAACUUUGCUAACUUCCCCUUAGCAACCCGUAUCUUCUUCGUUUUGGAAACACGUCUUCCUAUUCCAUUUUUUCCCGAAUCUCCUUUCACGGAAGAAAUCUCAGCUUUUUAUGCUAAAAUGACAUCAGCAGGCUCAAAGAAUCCCACGGAGCGGUAAAGCCACCCCUUCCACUCCCCGUACCUAAUAGUUCAAAUCGUUCUGCUAGGGCACGCGUCCUACUCUCAGUUACCUCCUAAGUCAAGACCCUAUUAGGAAAAAACCACUCUUGGGCGUCUGCGAACCCUCUCGUUCGGCAACCUCAUCUUCGCUAGUUCUUUUUAUCCUCUCCUUUGCUGCCG
This is a messenger RNA of Cucumis melo (muskmelon), 5459 nucleotides long. Its product is annotated as putative cytochrome c biosynthesis ccmC-like mitochondrial protein. The transcript has a single exon. Gene Ontology annotation, biological process: heme transport; cytochrome complex assembly. Gene Ontology annotation, molecular function: heme binding; heme transmembrane transporter activity. Bases 4531 to 5277 code for a protein of 248 amino acids. The record is from RefSeq and is a predicted model, not a curated record. Gene Ontology annotation, cellular component: plasma membrane. Lineage: Eukaryota; Viridiplantae; Streptophyta; Magnoliopsida; Cucurbitales; Cucurbitaceae.